Molecule: messenger RNA, 1050 nt
Organism: Kwoniella botswanensis
Lineage: Eukaryota; Fungi; Basidiomycota; Tremellomycetes; Tremellales; Cryptococcaceae
Exons: 2
Coding region: 1-1050 (349 amino acids)
Biological process (GO): siroheme biosynthetic process
Molecular function (GO): uroporphyrin-III C-methyltransferase activity
Source: RefSeq, a predicted model, not a curated record
AUGAUCGAAGAUACAACACCGAACCUCCCCGCACCUGAUAUACGACAAAUGUUCGGUCGAUCAGAAAUGGAGCGCGAAUAUGCCAAUCACGAUUCUCCUUGGAUCAUCUAUUCGCUUCUACAGCUUCUGCCUCUCACAUCUUCACUCGGAAUGGGAAAAGACGAAUACACAUCAUACGACUCCUUACCAACCAACCCGAUGAUCCGAUAUAGAGGAGAACACCCUCAUCACGCCUUGAAAACAGCGACGUUGAUCUUAUCCGAUAAACUAGUCCCAUCCGAGAUCCUAGCUCUGAUACCUUCUACAACGAAAUUGCAUAUCGCCAAGAAAUUCCCAGGUAAUGCGGAAGGAGCUCAGAAUGAAAUGAUGGAAUUGGCUUUAGCUGGAGCUCAAAAGGGUGAAAUCGUAGUCAGACUCAAACAGGGUGAUCCAUUUGUAUAUGGAAGGGGUGGAGAAGAAGUCCUGUACUUCCGUGAAAAUGGAUUUGAAUCGACCGUCAUUCCCGGUAUAUCAUCUGCGUUGGCUGGACCGUUGAUGAUGAACAUUCCAGUAACUCAACGGGGCGUAUCGGAAUCGUUGGUGUUGUGCACGGGAGUAGGAAGACAAGGAAAGGCAGUGAAAUUACCUGGUUAUGUCAAAUCUAGAUCCCUCAUCUUACUUAUGGGAGUAGCGAGGAUCAAUCAAAUCAUAGAAACGUUAACUCUCUCUUCGCCCAACGCCGAAGGAAGGGAUGGAGAGAGGUAUCCCGGUUAUUUACCUAUAGGUAUAAUAGAGAGGGCUUCGUCGCCUGAUCAAAGGAUUAUCAUGAGUAGGUUGGAUAGGAUUGAGGAGUCUCUGAAGAAGUUGGAUGAAAGACCACCGGGUAUGAUCAUUGUUGGAUGGUCGGUACUGUGUUUGGAAGGUAAGGGCAAAGUGGAUAUAUUAGACAAUAUAAAUGCAUCGGAAGAGGAUGAGAGGAAGAUAGUGGAUGAUUGGUUGAAUGGAAUGGAUUAUAAGGUUAGAGAGGGAUUACAAGAGGGUUGGAGAGAUCUUUUGAAUGAGGUUCAGUAG